Messenger RNA from Arvicanthis niloticus (Nile rat), 2176 nucleotides. It is a transcript of the gene Irf1, whose product is annotated as interferon regulatory factor 1. NCBI's taxonomy places the organism in Eukaryota, Metazoa, Chordata, Mammalia, Rodentia, Muridae. Gene Ontology annotation, cellular component: nucleus. The record is from RefSeq and is a predicted model, not a curated record. Gene Ontology annotation, biological process: regulation of transcription by RNA polymerase II; immune system process. Gene Ontology annotation, molecular function: DNA-binding transcription factor activity, RNA polymerase II-specific; RNA polymerase II cis-regulatory region sequence-specific DNA binding.
GGUAGCCCAAGCGGCUGUCGCGCGCACCCGCGAGCAGCAGGGGGACUCGGAUGUCCGCCUGCCCGCCCUUUUGGCGGUCGCAGCUUGGCGCCUGGGCUCUAGCUUUUGGACGCGCAGUGCCCGGUGGCAGAGGUUGGCUCGCUGCCUUGACUGGCUGGACCCGGUCGUGAACUACAGAGCUUUCGGGAGGAGGUGCCACAGGUGUUGCUUGCGCCACAUCUCUUUGCAGCAGGGGAAACCAGGCCGGAAGGGGUUGCGCCCCAGCCUCCACCAUGCCUAUCACUCGGAUGCGAAUGAGACCCUGGCUAGAGAUGCAGAUCAAUUCCAACCAAAUUCCAGGGCUGAUCUGGAUUAAUAAAGAAGAGAUGAUCUUCCAGAUCCCAUGGAAGCAUGCUGCCAAGCACGGCUGGGACAUCAACAAGGAUGCCUGUCUGUUCCGGAGCUGGGCCAUUCACACAGGCCGAUACAAAGCAGGGGAGAAAGAGCCAGAUCCCAAGACAUGGAAGGCAAACUUCCGUUGUGCCAUGAACUCCCUACCAGACAUCGAGGAAGUGAAGGACCAGAGCAGGAACAAGGGCAGCUCAGCUGUACGGGUGUACCGGAUGCUGCCACCCCUCACCAAGAACCAGAGGAAAGAGAGAAAGUCCAAGUCCAGCAGAGACACUAAGAGCAAAACCAAGAGGAAGCUGUGUGGAGAUUCUAGCCCUGACACCUUCUCUGAUGGACUCAGCAGCUCCACUCUGCCUGAUGACCACAGCAGCUAUACAACUCAGGGCUACCUGGGUCAGGACUUGGAUAUGGAAAGGGACAUUACUCCAGCGCUGUCACCGUGUGUUGUCAGCAGCAGUCUCUCCGAGUGGCAUAUGCAGAUGGACAUCGUACCAGACAGUACCACUGAUCUGUAUAACUUGCAGGUGUCACCCAUGCCCUCCACCUCUGAAGCCGCAACAGAUGAGGACGAGGAAGGGAAGUUACCUGAGGACAUCAUGAAGCUCUUUGAACAGUCUGACUGGCAGCCCACACAUGUGGAUGGCAAGGGAUACUUGCUCAAUGAACCGGGAGCCCAGUUCUCUUCUAUCUAUGGAGACUUCAGCUGCAAGGAGGAACCAGAGAUUGACAGUCCUGGAGGGGACAUUGGGAUAGGCAUACAGCGCGUCUUCACGGAGAUGAAGAAUAUGGACCCUAUCAUAUGGAUGGACAGCCUGCUGGGCGGCAACUCUGUCAGGCCGACCUCCAUCCAAGUCAUUCCUUGUGCACCAUAGUUUGGGUUUCUGACCUGUUCUUGCCCUCCUGAGUGAACUAGGCCUGGCAUCAUGGUGGCCAUGAUACAAAAAAAAAAAAAAAAAAAGAAAAAAAAAAAAAAAAGAAAAAAAAAAAGCUAGACUUCUGUGGGCCCCUUGACAUGAAAACAUAGUCCCGCUGCCAAGUAGGGAGGGGACCAUCCUCCUUGAGUCAGUGGACUCUCAGGGCUUAGGAGGCAGGGUCUGAGUUUUUCUUGAGAGGUGAAGCUGGCCCUGACUCCUAGGAAGAUGGAUUGGGGUUCUGAGGUUUUAGUUUGAGGCAGACACCAUGGACAGGGGUCAUCUUCCUAGCUUUUUUAGAGCCUUGUUGCUUAGAGAGGGUCUUAUCACUGGGCUGGCCCUGGGGGGAAUAGACCAGCGCCCAGAGGGAGAGUACAGCACCGUCCCUAGAGCUUGCUCUGCACUGGGAGAAAAUUGCACUAACUGAGUCCUAUUCCCAAAAAAUUGCUGCCCUUCCCAACCGAGCCCUGGGAUGGUUCCAAAGCCAGUGAAAUGUGAAGGGAAAAAAAAAUAGGGUCCUGUGAGGGUGGGGCUCCCAUAGCCUCAGAAGGGUCCCGCCUCACUACCUGCUCCAGCUGUGGGGCUCAGGAAAAAAUGGCACUUUCUGUGGACUUCGCCACGUUUCUGAUCAGAGGUGUACACUAACAUUUCUCUCCAAGUCUUGGCCUUUGCAUUUAUUUAUAUAGUGCCUUGCCUGGUGCCUGCGGUCUCCUCAGGCCUCGGCAGUCCUCAGUAGGCCCAGGGAGGGGUUUGUGAGCGCCUUGGCGUGACUCUGAAUAUUGGGAAACGCCACCUAACUGCUAACUUGUGUUUGAUCACAUGUGGAUCUGUGUAAAUAUGUAUAUUUGUCUUUUUAUAAAAAGUUAAGUUGUUUA